Molecule: messenger RNA, 1360 nt
Organism: Tachysurus vachellii
Lineage: Eukaryota; Metazoa; Chordata; Actinopteri; Siluriformes; Bagridae
Gene: shbg
Product: sex hormone-binding globulin
Exons: 8
Coding region: 160-1281 (373 amino acids)
Molecular function (GO): steroid binding
Source: RefSeq, a predicted model, not a curated record
UGCGCCUCAGUGCCAGUGUAAAGUCAGCCAGCCAGCAUUAAACCGACAAAUAACAUCAGGGGUCUCACAAUCUGCGAAAUUAAUAAUCACUUACGGCAGUCCUGAGCUCCUCCUUCAGCCCACGAUUGUUCUUCUAUCCAGCUCAGGAUAAGCUGAAGAAUGGACCACCUAAGGAAAGCGACCGUGUUCCUGGGGUUCAUAAACUGGCUUUGCUUGGUUUCAGCAGUAAAGCUAUCAGGAAGUGAGGUCAUCAACCUUGGCCACAAAUCAACAGCCUGGGAGCCUUUAAUGAACAUUACUGCAAAUCUCUCCUCCAUAUCCAGCAUCACCUCCACCUUUGAGUUUCGAACCCUCGAUCCCGAGGGCAUCAUCUUCUACGGAGACACCAAAGAGGGCCAAGAUUGGUUUGUUCUUUCCCUCCAUGAUGGUGUUCCUGAAGUGCAGAUCGGUAAAGCGAAUAUAUUGGUCAGUGUGAAAGGAGGACCGAAACUGAACGAUGGCGUUUGGCACAAGCUGGAGCUGCGCAGCGAGGGGAAGUAUGUGGUUGUAGAAAUCAACAACAAGGUGGAGCUGGUGGUGGGAAUGGAGUCGGAUCAGACGGACGACGUGAUGACGGGGAAAAUACGCCUGGCUCUCGGAGGGAUGCUGGUGGAUCAGAGCAGGCUCCUGCAUCCUUUUAAACCUGAGAUGGAUGCAUGCAUACGGGCAGGAAACUGGCUGAACCUCAGCGCUCCCUGGGACGCAAAGCCGGACUGGAAACCGUCACCUUGCUUUCCGGAGAUCAAGAAAGGCAGCUACUUUCCUGGAAGUGGAUUAGCUCUGUUUAAUACAUCUGAUCUUCCUGGAGUGGAGACAGAAGAGAGAGGAGUUACGAUUGAGGUGCACGGAUCUUGGCAUGGAACCUUGUUGAGUCUUCACAGCCUCGAUCUCCAGUACAUUCUGCCCAGGGAUAAGGAAGAAUCUGGUUCGAGCAACACUGCUGUCUUCACCAAGCUGACGCUGACUUUACUGGAACAUUCCCUGGUGUUAAACGGUGAGACAGAGCUGGAGAACCAAAACAUCAACUUCCUCUCAAGGUGGAAGGAAGGGAUGAGUUUGGUGUUCGGUGGAGUUCCAGGUGAGACCGAGGACUCGACAAAGCCGCACCGUCUCCAGGGCUGUUUGGAAAAAAUCCUGAUUCAGGGACAAGACAUCGAUCUCGAUCGGGCUUCCUUCAAGCACACGUCUAUCUCAUCACACAGCUGUCCUGUAAAAACAGUGAAUGAACUGAUAGAAAGUUAGUAAGUCAGGGUUGUUGUUUUAUUUUUAAUAUCAUGGUAUGGGGCGUGGCCACACCUCCACCAAUCAGCUUCCACCAAAC